CUUUUCUUCUUCUUCGUUUCUUCAUAAAUCACCUCAGAGAGGAGUCGAAAGCUUAACGAUCAGAUAAACAUGGCGACGGCUUCAGUUGCUUUUAAGUCUAGAGAAGAUCAUAGGAAGCAAAUUGAAUUAGAGGAAGCUCGUAAAGCUGGGCUUGCUCCAGCUGAGGUCGAUGAGGAUGGAAAGGAGAUUAAUCCUCAUAUCCCGCAGUAUAUGUCAUCUGCUCCAUGGUAUCUCAAUUCUGAAAAACCGAGUUUGAAGCAUCAAAGGAAAUGGAAGAGUGAUCCUAAUUACACUAAGUCAUGGUAUGACAGAGGUGCAAAGAUCUUUCAAGCCGAAAAAUACCGGAAGGGAGCAUGUCAAAACUGUGGUGCAAUGACACAUAAUGCAAAAGCUUGUAUGGAUAGGCCUCGUAAGAUUGGGGCAAAAUACACAAACAAGAAUAUUGCACCAGAUGAGAAAAUUGAGAGUUUUGAACUUGACUAUGAUGGCAAGAGGGAUCGAUGGAACGGUUAUGAUCCUUCAACCUACCAUCGUGUGAUAGAUCUUUAUGAAGCAAAAGAGGAUGCACGAAAGAAGUACCUGAAGGAGCAGCAACUGAAGAAACUUGAGGAAAAGAACAAUAACGAAAAAGGUGAUGAUGCAGCCAGUGAUGGGGAUGAAGAAGAAGAUGACUUAAGGGUCGAUGAAGCCAAGGUUGAUGAGAGCAGGCAGAUGGAUUUCGCGAAGGUUGAAAAGCGUGUUCGAACAACUGGUGGUGGUAGCACAGGAACUGUAAGAAAUCUGCGUAUCAGAGAAGACACUGCAAAAUACUUGUUGAACCUUGACGUCAACUCAGCUCAUUAUGACCCUAAAACCCGAUCCAUGCGUGAAGACCCGCUUCCAGAUGCAGAUCCAAAUGACAAAUUUUAUCUGGGAGAUAACCAAUAUAGAAACAGUGGCCAAGCCUUGGAGUUCAAACAGCUAAACAUCCAUUCAUGGGAGGCAUUUGACAAGGGACAGGACAUGCAUAUGCAAGCUGCUCCCUCCCAAGCUGAAUUGCUUUAUAAGAGCUUUCAGGUUGCAAAGGACAAACUAAAAUCUCAGACAAAGGACACAAUCAUGGACAAGUACGGGAAUGCAGCUACAAAAGAUGAAAUUCCAAUGGAGCUGUUGCUUGGGCAAAGUGAAAGACAGGUUGAGUAUGACCGAGCUGGGAGGAUUAUAAAGGGACAGGAGGUGAUAUUGCCAAAGAGUAAAUAUGAAGAAGAUGUUCAUGCUAAUAAUCACACCAGUGUUUGGGGCUCAUACUGGAAAGACCAUCAAUGGGGUUAUAAAUGUUGCCAGCAGACCAUUCGCAAUAGCUACUGCACAGGUUCUGCUGGAAUUGAAGCUGCAGAGGCUGCCCUUGACCUGAUGAAAGCUAAUAUUGCUCGAAAAGAAGCCACUGAAGAGAGUCCAAAAAAGGUUGAAGAGAAGAGAAUGGCCUCAUGGGGAACUGAUAUUCCUGAAGACUUGGAAUUGAACGAGGAGGCACUUGCUAAUGCUCUUAAAAAGGAGGAUCUCAGUAGAAGAGAAGAAAAAGAUGAAAGGAAACGCAAGUACAACGUCAAAUACAACAACGAUGUUACUCCGGAAGAGAUGGAAGCUUACAGGAUGAAGAGAGUUCACCAUGAGGACCCAAUGAAAGAUUUCCUCUAAUAUGUGUUCAUCUAGUAGUGUUGUACGUAUUUUGACAUUGAAGCUUUGUGGAAGUUGUGGCUUCUACUACUACUAGUACUUUAAUGCUUUUCGAGUUUUCGUUACUGUCCUGGUGAAGUCGUCAUGACACCAUUUUCGUCUCAUGUUGACUGAACUUUUAUCUCCUUUGCUUCUGCCUCCAUAUGCAACUUUGAUCA
Capsella rubella is the source of this 1874-nucleotide messenger RNA. RefSeq names its product pre-mRNA-splicing factor SLU7-A. Gene Ontology annotation, molecular function: pre-mRNA 3'-splice site binding. The transcript is spliced from 10 exons. Lineage: Eukaryota; Viridiplantae; Streptophyta; Magnoliopsida; Brassicales; Brassicaceae. Gene Ontology annotation, biological process: mRNA splicing, via spliceosome. Gene Ontology annotation, cellular component: spliceosomal complex. The record is from RefSeq and is a predicted model, not a curated record. The coding region runs from base 70 to 1677 and encodes 535 amino acids.